Miscanthus lutarioriparius is the source of this 255-nucleotide messenger RNA. The record is from the annotation of a GenBank genome assembly. Lineage: Eukaryota; Viridiplantae; Streptophyta; Magnoliopsida; Poales; Poaceae.
AUGGAGGAGGAGAGCAUCACUUCGCCAUUGCUGCAGGAGGAGAAGGUUUACCACCCGGGCUGCCCGGGCUGUGGCAACGACCGGAGGAAGGAGCUCCAGGAGGGCCUGCCGUACAAGGAGUUCUUGUAUGUCUGGAUCGUCUGCCUCGCGACUUGUGAUCAGAUGGUGUUCUUUCUUCUGAAUGUCAUCGAGUUUCUUGGACUUAUCCUCACAUUCAAACCCUUCAUGGCCGCACCAGAGUCCAGAGCAGUAUGA